This is a messenger RNA of Tetrahymena thermophila SB210, 3024 nucleotides long. RefSeq names its product hydantoinase/oxoprolinase amine-terminal region protein. The transcript has a single exon. Gene Ontology annotation, molecular function: 5-oxoprolinase (ATP-hydrolyzing) activity. The record is from RefSeq and is a predicted model, not a curated record. Gene Ontology annotation, cellular component: cytosol. Gene Ontology annotation, biological process: glutathione metabolic process. NCBI's taxonomy places the organism in Eukaryota, Ciliophora, Oligohymenophorea, Hymenostomatida, Tetrahymenidae.
AUGACAAACUUUAUUAUAGGUGUAGACGUAGGUGGAACAAACACAGAUAGCGUCUUAGUUAAAGCUGAAAACAUGCAAAUUAUUUGCAAACAAAAAGCUUUUACUACUCCCGAUGUUACUACAGGUAUUUCUAACUCUAUUAAGCAGAUGCUCUCAUAAUGCCCUUUUGACCUCGAUAAAUCUUCUGUUUUUGCUAUUAUCAUUGGUACUACUCAUUUUAUUAAUGCUAUAUUGUAGAAGGGAGAUAAAAAUUCAACUGAAAAGCUCAAUAAAGUUGCAGUUAUUAGAUUCUGCGGUCCUCAAAGUUUAGAUUUCUAUCCAUUUUGCUAAAUUGAAAACUCUGAUUUGCUUUAAAGAAUUUAAGGACCAUCUUAUAUCUUGAAUGGUGGUUUUUACUUUGAUGGAGAAAAAGAGUACACAAAAAUGAAUGAAAAAGAAAUAAUAGAAAGUUUAGAAGAUAUUAUAGCAUAAGACAUCCAUAACCUCGUUAUCAGUGGUGUUUAUUCUACUAUGAAUAAUUCUCAAGAAAUCAAGGCCAGAGAGAUAGUUUAGGAAGAAUGUAAGAAACGUAAUUACAACAUUUCUAUUACUCUCACACACGAAAUAUGUAAGAAAGAUGGUCUUUUAGAAAGAGAAAAUGCAGCUAUUAUUAAUGAAUGUUUAAAAUAUCUUUCCUCAAUAACAUUUUAAGGUUAUAGAAAAGCUCUAGAUGAACUUGGAUUUGUCAAUACUCCAUUGUUUAUUUCUCACAAUGAUGGAUCAUUUAUGUCUGCUUAGGUUGCUCAAGUUAAUCCAAUCUUCACAUUCUCUGCCUCUAUAAUUAACUCUUUAAAAGGCGGUUCUUAAUUAUAUGGUGAAAAAGAUGCUAUCGUAGUUGAUAUAGGUGGAACUUCCACUGAUAUUGCUGUUAUGAGCAAAGGUAUCCCAAGAACAGCUAGCAAAUUUAUGGAAGUAAAUGGAAUUAUUUUAAAUUUCAGAAUGCCAUUAGUUCACACAAUCGCUCUUGGAGGUGGCUCAAUAGUAUAGGUAGGUAGAGAUGAAAAUCAAAGGGUAACUUUAACUAUAUAAAAAGAAUCUGUUGCCUUUAGACUGCUUCAAUCCGCUGUUUCCUUUGAAGGGGGUUCAGUACUUUGCAAUACUGAUUUUGCUAUUUAUAGAGAUAGCACUCUAGAAGCAUCUAUUCCUGGCGCUGAUAAAAAAAGAUUCGUUAAUUAUUUGUAAGGAAAAGGAUUCAAUCUUCAAGAAAUUGAUUAAUUAGUAGAACUUCAUAAAAAAUAAUUGACUGAAAAAUUAACCUCCGAAAUUGAAACUUUAAUUACAGAUACAACUUAGAAAAUGAAGAUUUUACUUGUUGGUGGUGGUGCUUGCUUAGUUGACAGUAAAUACCUUGAAGAAGCCACUUAGGGUGUUUGUGAAGUAUAAAAACUUUUACCUAAUUAAGAUGUUGCAAAUGCAUUAGGUUCCACUUUGACAGAUGUAACAGAAAUAUUUGAAAAAGAAGUGAUCAUAUAACCUAAUUAAACUGAAUAACAACUAAUUUAAGAAAUAGAAGCUAAACUUAUUGAAUAAGCCAAGUAAAAUGGAGCUUAAGAACCUGUAGAAGUUGUUGAAAUUAUUUCUAAUGAAGUUUCUUAUUCUCAUAAUAAAAAUUAAAAGAAACUUUAUAUCAAAGUAAAAGGAAAGUUUAGCUGGGAUAAAUGUCCUUCUUCUUUCAGAGAAGUUUGUAAAUUAGAUCAAAUGUUUUCUCUAGAUCCUUCUAAGGCAGCUUAAAAGUCUACUCCUAAAAUCAAUUAUGUAUUUAAAAAACCAGAAAUACCCAAACUUAAUCUAGAUGAUGGAAGUUGGAAGCCAUUAACUGUAAUAAAUAAUAUUGAAGAAUUUAAAAAUUUAGCUUGGGGAUGCGCUGUAUUAGGAUCAGGAGGUGGUGGUUCAGUAGAAAAAUCUGUUCUUGUUGGUUAGAGAUUGUUUGAAGAGAGAAAAAAACCUUUGAUUUUAUAUGACCCAGACUCAAUGAAAGAUGAAGACCUUCUCUGUAUUGUAGGCCACUAUGGUGCUCCAACUAUCUUUUAAGAAAGUGGGUUUACUAUUCACGAGUUAUUUAAUUCUUUCAAGGCAUUAAACUAAUUUGUAGGAAAUAAAAUUAAUUCCUUAGGAUGUGUUGAGGUUGGAGGAUGUAAUGCUUUGGCUUGCAUAAUAUUAGGUCUUGCUUCAGACAUCCCUGUUUUUGAUUGUAAUGUGAUGUGUAGAGCUUUCCCUGAAUUGUGCGAUAUUUUACCAAUUAUUCAUAAGUAAAGUCCUCUUCCAUUAGCAUUUGGUGACUCUAAAAACAAUAGAUAUCUUAUUGAUGAUAUCUAUUUAUCAAACCCUCCAUUACAUGAAGAAUUUUAGAAUCUUGAAGGCCUUUUAAGAGACUGGGUAGUAAAGCAUUUUGGUAUGAUGGGAAGCAUUGCUUGUUAAGUAAGCAAUAGAGAAUUUGUACAAAAGUACUACUUUAAAGGAGGUUAUCAAUAAGCUUUGAAGAUUGGUGAAACUUUACAUUAGGGAAUAAAUAUUCAACAAAAACCUGUUGAAAAAGUUAUCGAAGAAGACUUACAAAAUGUUGUUCCUAAUGCUAAGGUGAUAAUAAAAGGUAAAAUUAUCUAGUCUAUAAGGAAAAAAUAAGGAGGUUAUGACUUUGGUGAGGUAAUUAUCAAGGGAACACUAUACAACUAAAACGAAAAAUAGGAAAAGUAUGUUUCUAUCAAAUACAAAAACGAAUUCCUUUUUGCAGAAGAGGUCAAAUUAGAUGAAUAAACUUAAUAAUAUAUUAGCGGAGAACCUUUAGUUAUGACUCCAGAUUUAAUAACUCUCCUUGAUGAGUACAAAGGAACAGUCAUUCAUAGUGAAGAUGUGUGCUAUGGUCUUAGAGCUGUAGUUAUAGCUUUACCAGUUGACCCUAAAUUCACUACACCCGAAGCUUUAAAGGUGAUAGGUCCUCCAGGUAUGGGCAUUGAUAUUAAUGUCCCAUAUAAACCUUAUUAUUGA